GCGACUCUCGGAAGUCCCGCUGACUCCUCCGCCGGUUCUCCUUGCCGGGAAUCCCACGGACUCCGACGUAACCCCGCCUUCAGGUCUUUCAGCUCCGUCCUCUGAUCGUCGACGACGUCCGGUCCUCCGCUCGCAGCCGGCCGUCGAUUUUCUGCUCGUAUUCCAUCGUCUUCUUGGUGGACAGUUAGAUAUUGUGAUAAACAGUUGACUGUUCCGAAAAUGGGGUGCAUCGGAUCGUCGCUUGCCAAAUCCGACGGAGGAGAGAGAAAGAAGAAAAUCGAGAAACCAAAACCCUGGGCACAUUCUGAGCCAAUCACUUGGGCACAUCUUGUAAAGAUGCGAGAAGAAUUCUGGGACACUGCUCCGCACUAUGGUGGUCGAAGAGAGAUAUGGGAUGCCCUCCGAGCAGCUGCUGAAGCUGACCUGACAAUGGCCCAGGCAGUUGUGGAUAGUGCUGGAGUGAUUGUUCAGAACAGCGACCUUACAACGUGUUACGACGAAAGAGGUGCGAGAUAUGAGCUUCCGAAAUACGUUCUGAGCGAGCCAACAAACCUGAUCAAGGAGGACUAAUGACAAUUAACAUUCAAUCAAAUAAGGUACAAAAGAACAUAUAAGAAGAAGAAGAAGAAGAAGAAAGAGUUUUGAAUAACACUCUUAAUUAACGCAUAAGUUUUAUCACUUUAAGAAGCAUAUAAACCUCAAUGUUAAAGAGUAACAGUAGAACAGGGUCUUGGCUCAGCUUUGCUAUUUUAGCCUCCAUUUUCCCAUUGAGAUUGAAUAGGUUGAUUUUGAUA
Messenger RNA from Tarenaya hassleriana, 794 nucleotides. RefSeq names its product ubiquitin domain-containing protein 1-like. NCBI's taxonomy places the organism in Eukaryota, Viridiplantae, Streptophyta, Magnoliopsida, Brassicales, Cleomaceae. The transcript is spliced from 4 exons. The coding region runs from base 220 to 570 and encodes 116 amino acids. The record is from RefSeq and is a predicted model, not a curated record.